This is a messenger RNA of Tripterygium wilfordii, 3514 nucleotides long. RefSeq names its product probable methyltransferase PMT27. Gene Ontology annotation, molecular function: methyltransferase activity. The transcript is spliced from 8 exons. Gene Ontology annotation, cellular component: cytoplasm; trans-Golgi network; endosome. Lineage: Eukaryota; Viridiplantae; Streptophyta; Magnoliopsida; Celastrales; Celastraceae. The coding region runs from base 720 to 3491 and encodes 923 amino acids. The record is from RefSeq and is a predicted model, not a curated record.
UGGUUUUGUCCACCAGAAACUCACUAAAUCCGCGAGGUUAGCCACUCCAUAACAAAGACCUCGUGCCUUUUCGAAUAAAUUAAUUGAUUACUUUCACCACUGUUAUCUGGGGCUCAUUUAAAUUAUAUGUCAAGAAAUACGAGUAAUUAGUGAGUUACAUAAAGCCUUUCAGCUUGAGAAACUCAAACUACGUCUACAGUCGGACUUCUAGAUUAGAAUAAACUUUGGGCUUUUGAAAUGUAAUGGGCUUAGCCCAGCAACCUGGCUUGCCACGUACUAUAUUUUGCCCCAUAUUUAGAGCAUUCAAGUCAUGUGAAUGGGUCUCAAACUUUAAAGCCCAUAUACACAAAUUUGAGAGCAGCCUAUCUGAACAAAGUUGGGCUGGACAAUUCAACUAUGAUUGGGUUCUUUCCUCCCAAGCCCAUUAUCGAAAGGCCUACCCAGACCCAGUGGAUCCUCGCACAAACUUCGAGAGAGAAGCCUCCCUGGCACUCCCAAGUCCCAACGACCUUCCCUCCUCCGAUUCCAAUGGAUCGUUGAGACUUUCAACCUUGGAAUUUUUCUCUCGCUGUCUCUCCCAGUGUUUCUCUCUCAUUCUACUCCACAAACGAAGCUGAAACCUCUCCUUUGCACAUCCUUUUUCUUUCCCAAUACCGCAGAAACUCACUUUCCUCCAUAUUCUUCCACCAAAAACAGAGCUUGUUCUUUGAACCCAAAAAAUGCCCAAGUCGCGCACUAAACAACGCCAAUCCUCUUCUUCUUACGCAUCGACAGUGACCACCAUAGUGUUUAUCGUAUUGUGUGUUAUUGGAGUAUGGAUGCUUACCUCCAACUCCGUCGUACCUCCUCAAACCACCGCCCGCAACGCCGUCACCACGGACACCAGAGCUGAAAUCUCUUCCUCAAAUGUUUCCCAGGAAGACACCUCUUCCACCAAUGAGGCCCAACAAACUAACAACGAAGGGAAUGAGAAGAAGGUCACACCGGUCUACGAAGACAGUCAAGGUGAUCUUCCUGAAGAUGCAGUGAAAUCUGAUGAGAAGCAAAAGCAGCCUGAAGAACAGAAAGGAGAGUCUGAAACAAAUACAAAAACUGAAGAAAGUAACAGCGACAAUGAAAAAACAGGGGAUGGUGGUGGUGAUCAAGGUACAGUGGUUGAUGAGAACCCACUCGGAUUAAAGGGAAAAGAAUCUACAGAGGAGCAGGGGAAGCAGAGAGAAAAUGAGAAUCAGGUAUCUGAAGAGAGCACAUUGACUCAGAAACAAGAAGAAAUUCAAGAAACCAAAACCGAAGAAAGCAAUAAUAACAAGAUUCAAGAGCAAAAUGAGGUAUCAGAUCAAACCAGUGAAACUUCACAGCCUCAAAAUCAAAUGUCAAAUGAGGAUCAACAGCAAGGACAGCCACAGCAAGAAAGUGAAUCCCAUAAAAAUCCACAAGCGUCUGAUCAGAACGACCAAGUUAAAGAUGAUCAAAAUCAACAAGAACGACCUCAAACUCAGAAUCCAAGCACAGAGAAUCUUCAACAAAGUGAAAUGGAAAAUUCUGGCCAAGAAGGCCAGCAACAAGAACCAUCAGCAAUACAGCUCAGAGACAAGACAAACCCAGGAACAGAACAAUACGAGGGAUCAACAGAUGACAAAGAAUCUCAAACAAAAAUCCAAACUGACAGUCAAGAUAACAAGAGCGAUUCAGUUCAGGAAACUAAACCGGAGUCGGCAAUUAAGGUAGAUCAUGCCACGGUGUCGAACUCGGGCGGGUCAUUUCCGGGUGGUGGGGCAUCCGGGAUUCCAAAAGAGUCAAAGGAGUCAAAAAAGUCAUGGUCAACGCAGGCGAGCGAGUCUGAGAACCAGAAGGAGAGGCGAAAGGAUGAAUCGGACGGUCAGGACAGCUCCAACAGGUACACAUGGCAACUAUGUAAUGUCACUGCAGGUACCGACUAUAUACCUUGUUUGGACAACGAGAAGGCCAUCAAGCAGCUCCGCACUACUCGGCACUUUGAGCAUCGUGAGAGGCAUUGCCCUGAACCGGGACCCACUUGCCUGGUCCCACCUCCGGAGAAUCACAAAACACCCAUUCCUUGGCCACAUAGCCGAGACAAGAUAUGGUAUCACAAUGUGCCUCAUACAAAGCUGGCCGAGGUCAAAGGCCACCAAAACUGGGUUAAAGUGACAGGCGAGUUCUUGACAUUCCCAGGAGGUGGGACUCAGUUCAUACAUGGAGCUCUCCACUACAUUGAUUUUCUUCAACAGGCAGUUGCCAACAUUGCAUGGGGCAAGCACACACGGGUAAUAUUGGACGUUGGUUGUGGAGUUGCAAGCUUUGGUGGUUACCUAUUCGACAGAGACGUAAUUACAAUGUCUUUUGCACCAAAAGAUGAACACGAAGCACAAGUUCAGUUUGCACUAGAAAGAGGCAUACCUGCAAUAUCUGCUGUCAUGGGUUCCAAGCGCUUGCCAUUCCCAAGCAGAGUCUUUGAUCUUAUUCAUUGUGCACGCUGUAGAGUCCCUUGGCACGCAGAAGGUGGCAUGCUGUUGCUGGAGCUGAACCGAGUUCUGAGACCUGGAGGUUACUUUGUAUGGUCAGCUACUCCCGUAUACCAGAAACUUGAAGAAGAUGUGGAGAUAUGGAAGGCAAUGUCAUCAUUGACGAGGUCCAUGUGUUGGGAUCUAGUAACCAUACAGAAAGACAAGUUAAAUUCUAUAGGUGCUGCCAUCUACAGAAAACCAACCACGAAUGAAUGUUAUGAAAAAAGAAAGCAUAAGAGCCCUCCAUUGUGUAAAACUGAUGAUGAUCCAAACGCAUCCUGGUACGUACCUAUGCAGGCGUGCAUGCAUCGAGUACCUAUUGAUGCGAACGAGAGAGGGACCAGAUGGCCAGAGAAUUGGCCGCAGAGACUGCAGACACCACCGUACUGGCUCAAUAGCUCCCAGAUGGGGAUUUACGGGAAACCGACUCCUCUGGAUUUUGCAACAGAUUAUGAGCACUGGAAGCGAGUGGUUAGCAAGUUAUACAUGAAUGAAAUGGGAAUCAGUUGGUCUAGUGUGAGAAAUGUCAUGGACAUGAGGGCCGUCUAUGGAGGAUUUGCAUCGGCUCUGAAGGACCUUAAGGUGUGGGUCUUUAAUGUGGUCAACGUUGACUCUCCAGAUACACUUCCUAUAAUAUAUGAGAGGGGUUUGUUCGGAAUAUACCAUGAUUGGUGCGAAUCCUUCAGCACAUAUCCACGAACUUAUGAUCUCCUGCAUGCCGAUCAUCUUUUCUCCAGGCUGAAAAAAAGGUGUGACCUUGCCCCUGUGAUGGCUGAGGUUGACAGAAUCGUAAGACCUGGAGGUAAAUUGAUCGUCAGAGAUGAGGCCAAUGCAAUUGGGGAAGUUGAGAACUUCUUGAAGUCUUUGCAUUGGGAGGUUCACCUAACCUUUUCAAAAGACCAGGAAGGAAUACUCAGCGCACAAAAAGGAAACUGGAGACCAGAAACAUAUGCAGCUUCUUCAUGAUGAUGUUUCUGGGACUAACCUGA